Drosophila montana is the source of this 651-nucleotide messenger RNA. It is a transcript of the gene Trissin, whose product is annotated as trissin. Bases 252 to 551 code for a protein of 99 amino acids. NCBI's taxonomy places the organism in Eukaryota, Metazoa, Arthropoda, Insecta, Diptera, Drosophilidae. The transcript has 3 exons. The record is from RefSeq and is a predicted model, not a curated record.
ACUGUCCUGCAGCAUGCUUGAAUGACCUCUUUGAAUUUAACUGCUACGCUCAACCGUUGUGGUUAUAAGUGUGUGUGUUUGUGGGUGUGUUUUGGAUCUGUGGACCUGUAUAAAAACAGAUUCACCGAGAGCUCAGUCCUUUUAGUUGCUGCUGCUGUAUGACUCGAGUGAGGCCAUCACAAGACUUCCUAUGAGUUUCAUAACUUGGUGAGCUACACUUUCAUUUAAAGAUUCAGACGAGUUGCGACGAAAUGCAUUUCCAGAUCAUAUUGCUAGGCAUGUGCUUAAUGUAUUUUGCCUGCUCCAAUGCCAUGCAAUGCGACUCCUGUGGCAAGGAGUGUGCCAACGCUUGCGGAACAAAAAAUGUUCGUACCUGUUGCUUCAACUACCUACGCAAACGCACCGAUCCCGAUGCACUGCGUCUUAGCUCCAAUAAACGGCUUAUAGACUUUAUAUUGUUGCAAGGACGCGCGCUCUUCACGCAGGAGCUGCGCGAGCGCCGCAAUAAUGGCACCCUAAUCGACCUGGACAUGGGCAACUACUAUGGCUGAAACAAAUCCUCUGAUCUAUCCAAGCGACAAUGACAACGAUGCGAAUGUUUGAAGUGUUAAUUUUUUAAUAAAAGGCGUAAAACUCUUUGGGGCAAAGUGC